AUGAGUGGAGACAAAUAUACAGAAGCAUCUAGUGCUCAUGAACAUGAAUCAGCACUAUGGCUAGCCGUGCAAAAAAAGCACGAAGGCAUUGUACGGCUACUGCUACAAUAUGGUUCUCCCGAGCUAUACUCUACGCAAAGCACCAAUUUGCUGGUGGAAACAGCUAUCAACUCUAAUCUCUCCGGCAUUGUUCAGGUUCUUCUUGAGCACGUUAAUGGGGGAUAUGUACUGGACAAAUGUGCCGAGUUACAUUUGUUCCAGGCAGCAAAGCUGGGGUUCGCGGAGGUGGUAGAGUUGCUUCUAAAGAAAGGAGUCAACAUCCACUGCAAAAUUGUUGAGAUGUCACAAUUGCACGGUAAACCGGUUUAUGAAUCGACUGGGAGUGAAUGGGGAACGACACCACUGACAGUUGCCGCAAAAAAUGUUAAGAUUCUGUUAGAAAAGGGAGCUAGAUGGGUCUUUAAAGGAGACCGUACCUCUCUGCUGGUUGACGCCGUUCAAAUGGGCCAUGCAAAUAUAGUGAAAAUAUUUUUUUUUUGGAGCAAGGUGCCGAUUGCGAAACUCGGGACCAGGUUGAUGAGUGGUCACUCCUAUUAUUGGCGGCCAGUGCUUGCCAUGAAGAAGUGGUCCGAGUCUUGGUUGGCGCCGGGGCGAACCUCAAUUGCAGAGCACAACGUCGGUCCAUUUCAGCAUCGUGUGGGUAUGAGGGAAUAG
This is a messenger RNA of Aspergillus versicolor CBS 583.65, 714 nucleotides long. RefSeq names its product ankyrin repeat domain-containing protein. The coding region runs from base 1 to 714 and encodes 237 amino acids. The record is from RefSeq and is a predicted model, not a curated record. The transcript has a single exon. Gene Ontology annotation, molecular function: protein binding. NCBI's taxonomy places the organism in Eukaryota, Fungi, Ascomycota, Eurotiomycetes, Eurotiales, Aspergillaceae.